GGGCUGUAAAAGGCGGCGUGCGGAGGUGGAGUCCGGACUUCCCCGCCGCGCGGUCAGAAGCCAGGCGGCCCCGCAGUCGGCCGGGCCGGGAUGAACGCGCCGGGGGCCGCCGCCGCCGCCGCCAGGGGCUCGGAGUCCCAGAAAUCCUGGAUUGAAGGAGUGUUCAACAAGAGAGAAUGUAGCAAGGUCAUCCCCAGUUCCAAAGACCCCCACAGAUGUGCUCCAGGCUGUCAAGUGUGCCAGAACUUAAUCAGAUGCUACUGUGGCCGAUUGGUUCAAGACCAUCAUGGGAUAAGUUACAACUGGACCUUCUCCACUGCCAAGGAUAAUGAAAAUGAACAGUGGUCUGUUGAAAAACACACGGUGAAAAGCCCUACGGAUGCCUUUGGUACUAUUAAUUUCCAAGACGGAGAGCACACCUACCACUCCAAGUACAUCCGCACUUCCUAUGACACCAGGAUGGAUCAUCUGUUACAUUUGAUGCUGGAAGAGUGGAAGAUGGAGUUGCCCAAGCUGGUGAUCUCUGUCCACGGAGGCGUCCAGAACUUUAAGAUGCCCUCCAAGCUUAACAAGGUCUUCAGCGAGGGUUUGGUCAAAGCCGCGGAGACGACGGGAGCGUGGAUUCUGACGGAAGGCGUCAACAUGGGAGUUUCCAAGCAUGUUGGGAAUGCCCUGAAAGCUCAUUCCUCUAAGUCCUUGAGAAAAAUCUGUACAGUUGGAAUUCCUCCUUGGGGCGUCAUUGAGAACCAGAGAGAUCUUACUGGAAAAAAUGUGGUGUGCAUGUACCAGGCGCUGGGGAACCCCAUCAGCAAGCUCACCACCCUCAACUGCAUGCACUCCCACUUCAUCCUGGCUGACGAUGGCACCGUGGGCAAGUACGGGAAUGAACUGAAGCUCAGGAGGAACCUGGAGAAGCACCUGUCCCUGCAGAAGCUACACAGCUGCUCAAGACAAGGCGUGCCCGUGGUGGGGCUGGUGGUGGAAGGAGGCCCCAACGUCAUCCUCUCGGUGUCAGAGAUGGUGAAGGACAAACAGCCCGUGGUCGUGUGCGAAGGCACAGGCAGAGCCGCCGACAUCCUGGCCUUCACCCACAAGCACUUAGUGGAUGAGGGAAGGCUGUGUGUCCAGGUAAAGGAGAAGAUCAUCUCUAUGAUUCAGAAUGCUUUCAACUUCAGUCUCAAACAGUCCACGCACCUUUUUAAGAUUCUAAUGGAGUGUAUGGCCCACAAGAAUUCUAUCACUGUCUUUGACGCUGACUCUGAGGAGCAGCGAGACCUGGACUUGGUGAUCCUGACUGCGCUGCUGGAGGGCACGAGUUUAUCAGCAUCAGAGCAACUAAAUCUAGCAAUGGCUUGGGACCGAGUAGACAUCGCUAAGAAGCAUAUCCUCAUUUGCGGGCAGCACUGGAAGCCUGACAUGCUGGAACAAGCAAUGCUAGAUGCUUUAGUGAUGGAUCGAGUGGAUUUUGUGAAGCUCUUGAUUGAAAACGGAGUGAAUCUCCAUCACUUCCUUACCGUCCACCGCUUGGAGGAACUCUAUAAUACGAAACAAGGGCCAACAAAUAUGCUUUUGCAUCAUCUUGUCCAAGACGUGAAACAGCAUACCCUCCUUUCUGGCUAUAAAAUAACACUGAUUGACAUUGGACUGGUAAUAGAGUACCUUAUUGGUGGAGCCUACCGCAGCAGCUACACUAGGAAAACUUUCAGGAUCCUGUACAACCCCCUCUACAGAAAACGCAAGAGUGUGACCAGCUUGGCUCCGAGCUUUUCCCAGCACCCACUUUACCGGAGGCGCUCCUCGGAAAGUAGAAGAGAGUCCACAGAAAGCACACUGCAUUCCCAGUUCUUCAGAAUGGCCCAACCUUACCAGCCCAAGGAAAAAUCUGGGGUCCCUCACAAAUCUAGGCACAAGUCAAAAGAAAGACUAGAUGUACCAGCUGACCUUGAGUCCAUUGGCUUUACUUACCCGUACAAUGACCUGCUGGUUUGGGCAGUGCUAAUGAAGAGGCAGAAGAUGGCUAUGUUCUUUUGGCAGCGCGGUACGGAGGCCACAGUGAAGGCUGUGAUUGCUUGUAUCCUCUACAGAGCAAUGGCCCAUGAAGCUAAGGAGAGCAACAUGGUGGACGACACCUCCGAGGAGCUGAAAAGUUACUCAAAGGAGUUUGGCCAGUUGGCCCUGGACGUGCUGGAAAAAGCAUUUAAGCAGAACGAGCCCAUGGCCAUGAAGCUCUUGACCUACGAACUUAAGAACUGGAGCAAUUCCACCUGCCUGAAGCUGGCGGCGUCUGGGGGGCUGCGCCCUUUCGUCUCGCACUCCUGCACGCAGAUGCUGCUGACUGACAUGUGGGUGGGGCGGCUGAAGCUGCGGAAGCACGCCUGGCUGAAGAUCAUCACAAGUAUUCUUUUACCGCCCACCAUUUUGACCCUGGAAUUUAAAAGCAAAGCUGAGAUGUCGCACGUCCCGCAGUCCCAGGACUUCCAGUUUACAUGGUAUUCCACCGAGCAGAACGCCAGCACUACCAAAGAAAGCGCUUGCCCGAAAGACAGUGAUUUGGAAAGGGGCCCUGAUGAGAAACUGGAUGAAAACCAGCACUUUGAUCUAAGGAGUGAGCCCCAGAGUCUUCCCUGGACCAGGAAAGUGUAUGAGUUCUACAGCGCCCCUAUUGUCAAGUUUUGGUUUUACACGAUGGCAUACUUGGCAUUCCUCAUGCUGUUUACUUACACUGUGUUGGUGGAGAUGCAGCCCCAACCCAGCGUGCAAGAGUGGCUUGUUAUCACUUAUAUCUUCUCCAGUGCUAUUGAGAAAGUCAGGGAGAUAUGUAUUUCAGAACCGGAGAAGUUGACGCAGAAGUUGAAGGUGUGGCUGAGUGAGUACUGGAACCUAAUGGAAACUGUGGCCAUUGGUCUGUUUGCAGUUGGUUUUUGCCUCCGGUGGGGUGACCCUCCUUUUCACACAGCGGGGCGACUCAUCUACUGCAUAGACACCAUUUUCUGGUUCUCCCGGCUCUUGGACUUCUUUGCCGUCAAUCAGCACGCAGGUCCUUAUGUCACUAUGAUCGCCAAGAUGAGUGCGAACAUGUUCUACAUUGUGAUCAUAAUGGCCAUCGUCCUGCUGAGCUUCGGGGUGGCCCGCAAAGCUAUCCUUUCCCCACAUGAGCCUCCUUCUUGGAAACUCGCUCGAGAUGUUGUGUUUGAACCAUAUUGGAUGAUGUACGGGGAGGUCUACGCUUCGGAGAUAGAUGUCUGUGAGGAGGACCCCUUGUGCCCACCGGGCUCCUUCCUCACCCCGUUCCUGCAGGCCGUCUACCUUUUCGUGCAGUACAUCAUCAUGGUGAACCUGCUGAUUGCCUUCUUCAACAACGUGUACCUGGAGAUGCGGGCCUUCUCACACAACCUAUGGCAGUUCAACCGCUACCGCUACACCAUGACCUACCACAAGAAGCCCCUGCUGCCGCCGCCGCUCAUCCUGCUCAGCCACCUGGGCCUGCUGCUCCGCAGGCUGUGCCGCCGCCGGGCCCCGAGGGACCGUGACGCGGGCGACCUUGGGCUGAAACUGUACCUGAGUACAGAGGAUCUGAAAAAGCUUCACGAUUUUGAAGAGCAGUGUGUGGAAAAAUACUUCCAUGAGAAAAUGGAGCACCAGAAUUGCAGUUUUGAGGAACGAAUCCGCAUGACGUCCGACAGGGUUGCAGAAAUGUAUUUCCAACUGAAAGAAAUGAAUGAAAAGGUGUCUUUUGUAAAGGAUUCCCUACUGUCUCUGGACAGCCAAGUGGGGCACCUGCAGGACCUCUCCGCCUUUACUGUGGAUACUCUAAAGGUGCUUUCUGCAGUGGACACAUUGCAAGAGGAUGAGGGUCUUCUGGCCAACAGGAAGCGUGUGGCUGGCAGAAAAAUUCCCCACAGCUGGAACAAUGUCAUUUGUACAGAGCUCUCGGACAGCACAGAGAUGGCUGGAGAGAUGAAAUACCGAUAUUACAGUAUGCCCCCGUCUUUGCUACGGAGCCUGGCUAGGAGCCAGUUGCCCUCGAGGAUGCAGAGGGGAGCCCUUGUUGAGAUUAUGGAUAGUCAGACAGACGCCUCCAAUGUAAGAGAUGACUUGGAGGAACAAGAAGCAGAAAAGCACACAGUUGCUCCUGGGCUGUCCCCAAGUAGGCAUGCAAAUUCAAAAUAUGGCCAGUUUCUCCUGGUUCCUUCUGAUCUAAAGCAAGUUCCUUCUUACGAAGAAGCUUCCUUGCCUCUGUCCAAAGUAUCAGUGAAAGCAGACACAGAUGUCCUAGAAAAUGAACAAACCCUGCAGAAUGGGGUCCCUGUUUCUCUGACCAGGCAGACCCCAGCUGCCUCUGGCCAGUUGUCAGUGACUGAACCCAAAAAGCUGCAGGAGCCAGUUGCUGAGAUGCCAGACAAGCCAGACGAAGAGGAGCAGGUUCAGUCCACUGCAAUUGGUGCACCUGUACGCACGACAGUGACCUCUGUCUCUUCCCAGCCAAAGAGCAUGCAUUCUGGAGAUGGGUAUGUGAACUUGGCAUUUUCGGAAGGUGAUGAAACCGGUGUGUUCAGCUUCAAAAGCAAGUGCCAGGCCUGCUUGCCUUCCUCUGGUAGCAGAGACUCCAUUCAGAGCAUGCUGUAUCCUAGGGAGGCUCAAGGCAGCUGUUUGUCUGAGAACUCAACAAGCCUGUACCAAAGUAGUGACUGGUCAGAGAUGAUGCCUCCAUGGCUCCAGCCAGGUAGAUCCUUCUGGAUCAACCCUCUCCACAGGAACAGGCCCUUCACCAGGAGUCACAGUUUCAGAUUCCACAAGAAGGAGAAACUGAUGAAGAUCGAUAAGAUUAAAAGUUUUUCAAGACCCUCAGAGAUAGGAUCAUCAUGGAUCAAAGCAAGAAUGCUCUUGAAAGAUAGGAGAUUGUCAAAGAAAAAGAAAAAAACAGAAGACCUACAGCUGCCAAUCAUAACAAUCAGUACCUGCUCUCAAAAUGACCAGUCGGAUUCACAGCCAGAAGAAAAUAACAUCUCAGAAGACGAGGGCAGCAAGAAGUGGCUUACCGUGUCCAAGUUCAGCCAGAUCAGUCUCGAACCUUAUCUAUGUCAGAAGAUGAAAAACAGGGAAAUUGAGCAGCAAGCUGUAAAAGUCAAGGAUUACCUAAUGUGGUCUCAAGAGGAUCUGAGGGAAAGUACCCCAUGGAAGUCUGGGGACGCCAGCAUUGCUAGGAAAGCCCCGUUGAGACGUUCAAGUAGAGCUGACAAGAUCUCAGCAGCCUUAAAAAGCCCUGCAGAGCCGCACCACUAUUCAGCCAUCGAAAGGAAUAAUUUAAUGAGGCUUUCUCAGACCAUACCAUUUACACCAAUCCAACUGUUCGCAGGAGAAGAAGUGACGGUCUACAGGCUGGAGGAGAGCUCCCCUCUGAACCUUGACAAAAGCAUGUCAUCCUGGUCCCAGCAUGGGCGAGCUGCGAUGAUCCAAGUGCUGUCCCAGGAGGAGAUGGAUGGAGGCCUCCGCAAAGCCAUGCGAGUCAUCAGCACCUGGUCUGAGGAUGAGGUCCUCAAGCCGGGGCAGGUUUUCAUUGUGAAGUCCUUUCUUCCCGAAGUGGUGCGCAUGUGGCGCGAUAUCUUCCAGGAAAGCACGGUGCUUCAUCUUUGCCUCCGGGAGAUUCAGCAGCAAAGAGCUGCUCAGAAACUGAUCUAUACCUUCAACCAAGUGAAACCACACACCAUCCCCUACACGCCAAGGUUCCUGGACGUUUUCUUGAUCUACUGCCAUUCAGCUGACCAGUGGCUGACCGUUGAGAAGUAUAUGACAGGGGAGUUUCGGAAGUACAACAACAACAACGGAGAUGAAAUCACCCCCAGCAACACCCUGGAGGAGCUAAUGUUGGCUUUCUCUCACUGGACCUACGAGUACACGAGGGGAGAGCUGCUGGUUUUAGAUUUGCAAGGUGUUGGGGAAAAUCUGACAGAUCCAUCUGUUAUAAAACCUGAAGACAAACAAUCAAGAGGAAUGGUGUUUGGGCCAGCCAAUCUGGGGGAAGAUGCAAUUAGAAACUUCAUUGCAAAACAUCGCUGCAACUCCUGCUGCCGGAAACUCAGACUCCCGGAUUUAAAAAGAAACGACUAUUGCCCUGGGAGGAUAAAUUCCAGCUUUGCACCUGAGAAGGACGCAGAGCCAGCUGAGGGGUGCCCGGUGAGUGGAGCUUCCUCAGAAGAUCAAACACGACUCUGAGGAGAGGAGCAAGAAGAUGAUGGCUGCCACCUUGGCGUGAACACAGUGGUGACACAGAUUAGUGGACAUAGAGCUUCUGCUAGGGCAGCCUCACGAGUGGGCUGUGCCCUCUGAGCCUCACAACUCACACUGCCCAGAGACUUCGGUGGUUUCUGAGGAAUGGGUUUGCCUAGAUACUGACCUCUGCACAUCCUGAGGGUCUACAGGAAGAUACCAGGGCCACUCAGCUGGCAAGACUGUUCCUCUAUACCUCACUGUUCUCCUUGGGAGCAGAAUCCUGUGCACUGAAGAACCAGGCGCAUGAAUUUAACUUAUUUUCUCACUGUGCGUGCAGACUUUGGCCCCUGUUGUUGUUCACCACCUUACCUCCAGAUUGUACUUUUGUGUGUGUAUAUAUAUAUAUAUAUAUAUAUAUAUACACAUAUGUACAUUAAAAGGUUCUUUGAGUUCCUA
Messenger RNA from Cavia porcellus (domestic guinea pig), 6666 nucleotides. RefSeq names its product transient receptor potential cation channel subfamily M member 6 (gene Trpm6). Gene Ontology annotation, biological process: metal ion transport; protein tetramerization; protein phosphorylation. Gene Ontology annotation, cellular component: plasma membrane; apical plasma membrane. The record is from RefSeq and is a predicted model, not a curated record. NCBI's taxonomy places the organism in Eukaryota, Metazoa, Chordata, Mammalia, Rodentia, Caviidae. The transcript is spliced from 39 exons. Bases 91 to 6213 code for a protein of 2040 amino acids. Gene Ontology annotation, molecular function: protein serine/threonine kinase activity; ATP binding; monoatomic cation channel activity.